UAAUAAAAGGUUGUCAGACAAUAUCUAAUACAGUGUCAAUUUCAAAUCCAACUGAUUAACAAGGCAAUUGGUUUCUGAAAAACAAUGAAUUUAUUUAACGCUUUGUUUUUCUUAUUUGUGUCAACAACUUUUUACAAAACAGUUUUCGCAAUUAUUGAUGGACAGUUGGUCGGCAAUAUCGAACAUUAUAAGUACAUGGUGGGAUUUCAAUUGAAUAUAGAUCAAAAUCACAGCAGCCACUUUUGUUCUGGAAUCAUUAUUUCGGAGCGUAAAAUUUUAAGCGUUGCACAUUGCUUACAUCAAGGAAAUUCAUUUACAUUAAAAUUUGGUGCGCUUAAAUUAGAUAAGCCUCAUUAUACCUUGGAUAUCACCAACAAAGAUUUUACAAUUCAUCCUGAAUACAGCGGUGGUGAUCCUUAUCACAAUGAUAUAGCUGUAGUUGAAUUAGAAACACCUCUGAUCUUUGGUCCAAAGAUUGGUAAAAUUAAUAUGAUUGACUAUCGAAUUAUUGAUAAAAAUUAUGCGUCAGAGGGGGGUAACACUGUCACUAUGCUUGGCUAUACGGAAUCUGAUGGUCGUGAUCGGAAUAUGACCGUCAGUCCUUUGAAAUCUAUUGAUGCAACAACCGCCGAGUUUUUUCAAUGCCAAACAUUAGUAUAUGAACAACAUAUGGAUCGUUUGAUACAAAAAGAUCGAGAAUUUUGUGUUAAUUUACACAAAGGACAGCGACAUAAUACAAACCAAGGAGACUCGGGUGGACCUGUCAUUAUAAAGAAGAGAAAGCACUAUUUGCUUGGUCUGAUUUCAUAUGAUUUUUGGAACAUGCCUGAAAUUUGUACUUUAAUUUCUGGACACACUGAAUUUAUUGCUGAUCCCAGAUCUUAUGUGAGCAGAUAUAGCCGAAAACGAGAAGCUGUAUGGUCUAUUGAAGACGAAGGCUUAUUAAUUUGGUAAACUUCAGCUCAAACAGACAUAUAUACAUCUUUUAAUUGAGUAUUGAUACGAUUGUAAUAUUUUUUUCUUUUGAUAUCUCGUCAAAAUCAAAGUAAUAAACAAGAUGGUGUGAGCUUUAUUCAACUGUUGAUUUCAGUA
Contarinia nasturtii (swede midge) is the source of this 1092-nucleotide messenger RNA. RefSeq names its product granzyme K-like. Gene Ontology annotation, biological process: proteolysis. The coding region runs from base 85 to 954 and encodes 289 amino acids. Gene Ontology annotation, molecular function: serine-type endopeptidase activity. The transcript is spliced from 6 exons. The record is from RefSeq and is a predicted model, not a curated record. Lineage: Eukaryota; Metazoa; Arthropoda; Insecta; Diptera; Cecidomyiidae.